AUGUCUUCGACAGACAAUCCUGCCGCGUCGACCUCGUCGACGAGUGCGGCCACUCCUACCAGCUCGACCUCAUCCCCUUCGACCACGACACCAGCCGCCCAACAACAAUCCCAAUCCCAAUCCCAAUCCCAGACGCAGAACCAGAACCAGAGCCAGAGCCAGAGCCAGACCCAAACGUCUCGCCGCCCCCAGCGCAAAAGCACCCUGACUCAGCAGCAGAAGAAUCAGAAACGCCAGCGUGCGACUCAGGACCAAUUGGUCACUCUCGAACUCGAAUUCAACAAGAACCCCACCCCGACGGCUGCGACGCGGGAAAGAAUCGCCCAGGAAAUCAACAUGACGGAGCGAUCCGUGCAGAUCUGGUUCCAGAAUAGGCGAGCAAAAAUCAAGAUGAUUGCCAAGAAGAGCAUCGAGACUGGGGAAGACUGCGAUUCAAUCCCAGAAUCCAUGCGUCAAUAUCUGGCCCAGCAAUUUGACCCUAACAAGCCUGGUGGUAGAGACCUGUUCGGCCGGACGAGUGGAUUGGGUGGAUACGGCUCCAAUGGUGGCUAUUCCAACGAGUCUGGCCACUCGGGCAAGAUUGGAUUGCUGACCUCUCCCUACCUAGUCAUCCACCACUUCACUUGCCAUUCUCUGAGCAUCGGCACCUGGCGCCGUGUCGGGCAGAAUGCAAUGGACCUGGUCAUCUUUUAUUCCCCCGAGAAGGCUACCAUGACCUACUACAUCAACAAUGACUCAGCCGGUUAUAAGAUCGAGUAUCCUUUCUCGUACAUCAAGAAUAUCACUCUCGAAGCGGGUGACCAGAACGCCAACGUGAACGGAGCGCCACCACGGCCCAGCGGCUUGGUGGUGGAGUUGAAUCACCCGCCGCUUUUCUACAUGGAUUCUUCCAACUCGGGCGGUUUCUACCAAUGCGGCGACUUCACCGAAGACCAACAGGCCAGCCGUGUUCUGGUCCAUCACCUGGGUGGUCAUCCCAAAGUUCUCAGUGUGCAGCUAGCGAAGCUCGUGUCGCUGGAAGCGUUCCAGAACCGGUUGGCAUUCAACAACUAUGCUGCUGUAUCUGCCCCUGUGACGCCGCCCCAUGGCAUCCACCGUCCGGCAUCCCAACCGAACCAAUUCCCCAUGGCUCAAAUGGGAAUGUAUCAGGAUAAUCACCUCAAUGUCAAUCUCAUGCAGCGUGGUCACAAGCGCCAGCGCAGUCGAUCGGUCCCGGCUGCCGUGGAUGUCUCGGCUAUGCAGACGCCUAUGGCUCCGGUCCAAAUGCAGCAGCCGGUGUCUCAACUCGCGGCAAAUCCGGGAAUCUUUGCGCCGGUCCCUCAGCAUCAGGCCACGCAAGGGGUGGGAACCAAUCUCCGAAUCGACACCGCUUCUGCGUUUGCAAUGGAUACAAGUAAUUACCCAAUGUCUGCAGGCGCGAUCUCGGAUUACGCCAGCCCCUCAUUUUUCACUUCUGCACCUCACUCCGAAACGAUUCCCAUGGUGACGAAUCCUGGAAGCCAAUAUGACGUCUCAUUUGCUUCGCCCCAGAUGAUGGUUGACCAGUCGAAGUUGAUGAGCCAGCCAUCGUCGAUGCCCAAUGUGAACCAUGCAGACCCCUUGAUUGCCGAUCAGUCGCCGCCUCUGUCGACGAUGCACGGCACAGGCCCAACAGACAUGUUCUCGUUUGGUGGUGAACAACCCAACGGCUUCUCGGAGGAUGGAUUAUUGCUGAACGAGAUGUACUCGAAGCCUAACCUUGAGAACUUCCCCAUGGCUACACCGGCCGGGAUCGAACAGUCGACUUUUGAAUUCCCAAUGCAUGGGUUGCCGGAUCAGCAGUCAUCCAACACAAACGGGGACUUUCCUGGUGUGGUUCCCUAUGACAUGAUCGACCCAACAUCGACAACAUGA
Molecule: messenger RNA, 1893 nt
Organism: Rasamsonia emersonii CBS 393.64
Lineage: Eukaryota; Fungi; Ascomycota; Eurotiomycetes; Eurotiales; Trichocomaceae
Product: Homeobox transcription factor (RfeB)
Exons: 3
Coding region: 1-1893 (630 amino acids)
Biological process (GO): cell differentiation; regulation of transcription by RNA polymerase II
Molecular function (GO): RNA polymerase II cis-regulatory region sequence-specific DNA binding; DNA-binding transcription factor activity, RNA polymerase II-specific
Source: RefSeq, a predicted model, not a curated record